AUGGAAGGCAUCUCCGCCGCCGUAUGCGCCAAAAUGAAACGCUACUGGAAGCGGCAGGGCUACCACCGCAUCUCCGGCGGUUCUUCCGCCAGGAUACGGCGGGCAGAGCUCGGCGGUGGGAGGCGGCGGAGGAGGAGGAUGUCGUGGCGGAUCAAGAUCAAGCCGAAGAUCAAGCUCAAUUCCCUCGUCAAGCCUAACAAGUUCGUGGUCUGGCUCCGGGACGCCUAUGUCAGGAUGAUGCUUGGAUUCGCCAACUCCGCCGCCGGCGGGAUGGUCGGGGACGGCGUCUCGUCGUUGGGGAGGAAGGCGGUUAAGGAGUACGAAGAGAAGGCGGUGAUCCUCGAGAUCUACAAGUCGCUUGUCUUGGCUCCGUCGAAUCGCCAUCACUGA
Molecule: messenger RNA, 390 nt
Organism: Linum tenue
Lineage: Eukaryota; Viridiplantae; Streptophyta; Magnoliopsida; Malpighiales; Linaceae
Source: the annotation of a GenBank genome assembly